UGUUGUUAAUCUUUUGCAGUAUUUUAUUCGUCUUGAAUUGAACUGUCCUAGUAUUUUUGUCAGUGACAGGAUGUAUUGGGUGUUUCUGGGAUUGCUUGGUUCCGCCGUUGCGGCGCAGAAUUCUUAUGACUUAGAAACCAGAGCUGUUUCGUUUCCCGGAAAGCCAAGUAGCUUAGGACCACUUUACUCGCCUGGCUUAAGUUCGGCCCAGGGAUUCCGUGAUAACAGUUACGAGGAUAACGCAGUGACUCCCACGCCGUCGCCGACGCCAAUCUAUAGGAAUUCUAAUCAACAACCGUUGUAUCGCAAACCAACGGCGACACCGAUAGACACUCGCGAUUAUACUCAGGCCAUCCGCGUUGGUUCUUCAUCGCGUGCUUCCAUUCGAGGUCCGCAGUCCCAAUUCGGUCCCGACGGACCCACUAAGGAAGAGCUCGAGGAAGAGAAGGAGGAACCUGAUCGUCUUAGCCUUCUUCUACCCCAAAGCAGAUUCGACUGUGUCAAUAAGCAAACUGGCUACUACGCUGACGAAGACCUCAACUGCGAGGUCUUCCAUUACUGUCAAGACAACGCCAAGCACUCGUGGAUCUGUCCCGAAGGCUUCACUUUCCACCAGGUACAUCUAAUCUGCAUGCCACCCAGCGGUGACAUCAGUUGUCAGAAGAGCUCGCAGUAUCAUUUCGUCAAUGAGUACUUGUAUAAACCUCUGAAUCUCCAAGAAGCCGAGACCAAGCCCAACGUCACUUUAAGAUACAGCGAGAGGUAUUAUCCCUCUGAUAUUUACACGGAUGAAAGGGAAGUUGGUGAUUACCAAAUCACCCCUACACCCGCCCCAGUGCGUCGUCCUGCACCGCAGGUCCUUGUGAGUCCACAGCCAAGUUUGAACAGCAUCCCUACGUCGGUCCGUCCACUGCCUACAGAACUCCCACAGUAUCGUCUCCCGAUAAAUCAGGUAUUCCGCAGCCCCGAAGAAGUUAACAUCCCCCUUCAGCACAGACGACCGCAACAGCAACAGCACCAGGUUCUCAGACGGUUUCCUCAAGUUCAAGUCCGACCCGAUGAAGAGGAUUAUGAAUAGAUUCUUAGAUCCAUGAAUUCUUCAGUUUACUUAAAAAUUAUUCCGUCUCUUCCUCAAUUGAAUAUUCAUUUUGCGAAACCAAUCAAGCAUCGCAUUUGAC
Molecule: messenger RNA, 1178 nt
Organism: Cyphomyrmex costatus
Lineage: Eukaryota; Metazoa; Arthropoda; Insecta; Hymenoptera; Formicidae
Exons: 5
Coding region: 71-1078 (335 amino acids)
Cellular component (GO): extracellular region
Molecular function (GO): chitin binding
Source: RefSeq, a predicted model, not a curated record